Messenger RNA from Hippoglossus stenolepis (Pacific halibut), 4163 nucleotides. It is a transcript of the gene adam15, whose product is annotated as ADAM metallopeptidase domain 15. Gene Ontology annotation, biological process: proteolysis; innate immune response; integrin-mediated signaling pathway. NCBI's taxonomy places the organism in Eukaryota, Metazoa, Chordata, Actinopteri, Pleuronectiformes, Pleuronectidae. The transcript is spliced from 23 exons. Gene Ontology annotation, molecular function: integrin binding; metalloendopeptidase activity. Bases 439 to 3393 code for a protein of 984 amino acids. The record is from RefSeq and is a predicted model, not a curated record.
CGGUACUUCCGGUAUGCCUGCAGCUAGCUCCGGUAAGCUUCGCGGAGUCUCUCCGGUAUAAACGCGGUGUGUCCGGUACUGCGACCCCUCAGGCCCCGGGAACAACUAGUGGACUGUCCGGUGUCAAUCAAUCACAACCCGAGCGAGUCCGCCCGGUGCUAACGGAACUUUUUACGCCAGAAAACUACGCAGAUAGCGGACCGAAGGACCGGACGGGCUUCCUGCUACAGUAACCGAGUUCACGGUCACCCCCCCCGCUGUGGUCCGGUCCAGCGGACGCUCCUCCCCGCUCCUCCCCGCGGGUCACCGGGAGGGGAACACCAUGGAGUUUCGGUGGAGCCUCCCCCAGUGCCGGGACAUGGUGAGGUAACGCGAGCCGCGCCCACAGAGCCUCGUCCCGGCAGAGACCUGUUGCGGCUUCCCGGUGACGCAGAGACGAUGAGCGGAGCCGCCGCGACCUUCCUGCUGCUGCUGCUCAGCGGCCGAGCUGCCCUCACGGUCUGCCGGUCCCUGAACGCACCGCGGGACGGUACCGACGGGCUGACCGCGACAGUCACAGGUGUGGACAGACGGUGGCGCCCCGUGCUGGAGAAGACCCGUCCCUUUGUACUGGUGGACGGACAGAGACGGAGCCUCGCUGAAGCGUUACAGGACGGUCACCCCAACAGGCUGCAGUGUGGACUGGAGGUGGGAGGACAACUCUUCCUGUUGGACCUGGAGAAGAACCACGACCUGCUGCCUAAACCACCCAACGUCUUCUACUACCUGCCCAAUGGAACCGGUGUGUCUGUGACAGCUGACCCUGUGACUCACUGUUAUUACCACGGCAGUGUCAGAGGAUUCCCUCAGUCCAGAGUGGCUCUGAGCACCUGCUCCGGACUCAGAGGCGUCAUCGCUAUCAACUCCACGCUGAGCUUCGAGCUGCAGCCCCAGGAGGACGACCACCAUCACCCCCACCAGCAGGGGGAGGAGGAGGGGGGAGGAGGGGAGAGUGGAGGAGAUGGCAGUGAAGGAAGUGGAGGUGGAGAAGGAGGUGAAGAAGGAGUCCAUCUAUUGUUCUCCACUAGUCCUCUGGAGGGCGAUGUUGCUGGAGGCUGCGUGGUGUCACACACUGCUUUACCCCCGAUCCACAGCUUCACUCACACACACAGGAAAAAGAGAGACAUCUUGUCAGAGACCAAAUACAUCGAGCUUGUGCUGGUGGCUGAUCACCAGGAGUUCAUGAAUUAUCAGAAGAACAACAACACCAUCAUCUACCGCAUGCUGGACGUGGCCAACCAGGUGGACUGGUUCUACCGUCCUCUGAACGUGCGGGUGGCUUUGACCGGUCUGGAGAUCUGGAGCGACCGAGACAAGAUCCAGGUGGAGAAGAGUCCUACGGACACACUCAACAACUUCCUGGAGUGGAGAACCAGAGAGCUGCUGCCACGCCUUCGCCAUGACAACGCCCAGCUCGUCAUGGGAGGGUCAUUUGACGGCACCACAGUGGGGAUGGCGUCCCAGUCGUCCAUGUGCUCCAGAGACAGGUCUGGUGGGGUUAACGUGGAUCACCUGGUCAGCGUGUUGGGCGUGGCCUCCACUGUGGCGCAUGAGCUUGGUCACAAUUUGGGGAUGAGCCACGACACGGCCGAACGCCGCUGCUCCUGCCAGAAUGAGCCGCGUCUAGGAGGAUGCAUCAUGGAGCCGUCGACUGGGUUCAUGCCAGGUCAGCAGUUCAGCAGCUGCAGCGCCGCAGAUCUGUCCGUCAGUCUGCUGCACGGAGGAGGGAUGUGUCUGUUCAACGUGCCGCAGCCCGACCUCCUGCUGGGAGGACCUCGCUGUGGAAACCUGUACUUGGAGCGAGGAGAGGAGUGUGACUGUGGCCUGCUGGAGGAGUGUGAUGACCCCUGCUGUAACGCCUCCACGUGUCAGCUGCUUCCUGGAGCUCAGUGUUCUUCUGACGGAAUCUGUUGUCACAACUGUAAACUGCGGGCAGCGGGCUCGGUGUGUCGCGAGCCGAUUGGAGAAUGUGACCUCCCUGAGUUCUGCACCGGCUCCUCCCCCCACUGUCCACCCAAUGUCUUCCUGCAGAACGGAGAGCUCUGCGAGGACGGCGCCUCCUACUGCUACGGAGGAGUAUGUGCCAGCAUGAACACCCAGUGUCAGACGCUGUGGGGACCCAACGCCACCAGUGCUCCGGCCGUCUGCUUCUCAUCUGUCAAUAAACAAGGAAACAAACAUGGGAACUGUGGUCAGCUGAACAACAGAUCCUACGUCCCCUGUGGAAACUCUGACGUUCACUGCGGACGGAUUCAGUGUCAGGGCGGGAGAGAGCGACCCCUGCUGGGCACCAACGCAGAGAUCCUCACCACCACUGUCCGCUUCAACGUCAGUGACCUCAUCUGCAGAGGAACCUUCUUCCACCUGGGAGACGACGUGUCCGACCCCGCCACUGUGGCCCAGGGCACCGCCUGCGGACUCGGAAAGGCCUGUUUGAACCAAAAGUGUCAGGACGUGUCCGUGUUCGGCGUUGACGACUGUCGCAGGAAAUGUAACGGUCAUGGGAGUCGGACCCGGUCAGAGUCGCCCUGCUCGUUGUCUUCCUCUUCAUCCUGCCAGUGCUCCUCCUCUUCCUCGCUCUUCGCUUCCCUCGUGUGCGUCGGAGUCUUCUCUGUGUUGGACCAAACAGCCCGUUUCGCAAAGCUCGACAACACAACCGUGUUACUCACAGUGAGAUGUGGGACUUGGAGUUUGACCAUAUCCACAUCUCCAGGUACUUGUAACUCAGACGAUGGAGCGAGUGGACGACGGCGAUCAGGUCCAACCGCUGAGAUACCACCUGAACCCACAGGCCGACAUCCCAAUGACGCCGCCCCACAAAGAGGUUCCUCUUCCACUCAAACCUAUCGUGCCAAAGAAGCCCCGCCCUCUGGCGCCACCAUCCCAUCCCCACCUUCCCCCUCUCCCACCUCAACCCGCUGCCUGCACCUCCAACACCAAACUCCGACCGCACAGCACCGUCGCACCUACAGGGUUUUCCAAAAGACGACCUCCUGCUCCUCCCAGCCGACCCACCAUCCCUCAGAAAGUCGAGUCCUCGUCGCCGCUUUGAGCUCGAUGGUUGCGUCUCCUCCGGACCUGAGGAUGACAAAGACAAUGAUGAUGAAGACUUUUCCAUCAUCAUCAUUGGAUUUCUCAUUUAAAUCCUUCAUGAACUCACAGAAACUGUCUGUACAUGUUAGUGCCUUGCUCAACACCACCUCAGCAGUGGACACUCAGGAAUCAAUCUUGCGACCUUUGACCCACAGUGGGUGUGUCAAAAGUGUCCUGGUGUCAGAAAACAGCGUCCCCUGGAGGCUCAGGGGGUUGAUUGCCUUGCUUGAGGACCCAGGAAUCAAACCUAGAAUCAUCUGACCAACAAUGUUUUCUGGACGUGAUCUGGCUCAAAAUGAACUGAAGCCUUAACCGAAGUCACCGGUUCUACCUGGGUUCCCUUGCUCUGAUUGGCUGAGCUGGAUCAUGUUUUUAUUUUUCUAUCCUGCAAGAGAACGUACGCUGCAUCAGCUGUUCGUGACGUCAUGCCAAAGAUGAGCUAGAUGAGUAAAGUGUGGAUGUAAAACUAUUAUUUUGAAAAAGGAUGUGUGGAAUUUUACUUCCUUCAAACUGUUUGUGACUUGAAACCAACACAAACUGAUUUUGUUCUAUAAAACAAUGUUUUCAGUGUAGCUUCCGUCAGAAUCGAUGACUCAUCAGUUUGUCUUCAUGCUCAUGUUCCAGUUUCACUCUCUACAUGUCAAACAUUACGUCCUAAUGUUAUGUAAAUAUAUAUUAUAUAUUUUUAUUUACACUUUAUUUAGUUUUAUACACAAACCGUUUGAAAUUAAAAGAAGAAAUUCGAACAUCGACAUGUUAUAAAAUCAAAAAGCUGCAGAAUGAUCGAUAAACUUAAGUUUAAUUUCAAUUUAUUUCUGUUCAACUUCAGUUUAACUUCAGUUUGACUUCAGUUAAGUUUAACUUGAGUUAAGCUUGAGUUAACACACAGACACACAGCAACAUGUACAUUGUAGAAUUUAUCAAACCGCUGCAGGACCGAAUGUUUUCACCCAACGAUCCUUAAAUCAUUCAGAUUGAUCGAUUGAUUUAUCAGCUGGUGUUCUUGCUCAAUAAAAACAGUUUCUACAUCA